UAUGCAAACAGUCUGAUACCCGAGGACGCUGUGAAAUGAACAAACAAAUUCUGCGCCUGUGCUACUUUGAAGUAUUUCUCCUGUGGCUCGCGAAUAGUAUUGGCGCUGUCGAGGUAAACGAGGAGUCUUCUAAAGAUGAAGGAUGUUUGGAUCCUCCUUUAAUAGAUUACUCAGAUGCAGGAAAUGAAAUAGAAGCUUUAAUAAAAUCAGUCGAAACAAUUCGAAGACAGCAAAAAGACACGGAGGAUGCGCUACAAAGAGUCCAAAUUGUUAUGGAAAAAUAUGAGAAGCGCUUAGCGGAACUUGAGAGCAAAGUGCGGUCUACUGCGAAUCUUCAACAAGAAGUCCAAAUUGUUAUGGAAAAUUAUGAGAAGCGCUUAGCGGAACUUGAGAGCAAAUUGCAGUCUACUGCUAAUCUUCAACAAGAUGAAAAAACUCUUAUGGAAAUAAAUAGGAAGCGUUUAGCCGAAAAAGCUGAGCGCAAGCUAUCCGCCAUACGUGAUUGUACGGAGGCGAAGAUGAAGAAUGGCGUGCGAUAUAAGGAUGGCAUUUACGAAUUACAAUUAUCGGGCUUUCCGCCGUUCAAUGUAUAUUGCCUGACUAAGUGUUUACCAGAAGACCCAAAAGAUUGCUAUCCGUGGACUGUAAUACUACGAAAUGAGCACAGCGAUAAUGGUACCUUGGAAAAAACCUGGUAUGAAUACCAAGCUGGCUUUGGAAAUGCGAACAAUGAUUAUUUUAUUGGAUUAGAUCGCUUGAAUGUCAUGACAAAGACUUCACCUCACGCUUUACUAGUUGGUGUUGAUUUUGAGUCGGAGCGAUUCUUUUACUAUGAUAAGUUUUCUAUCGAGGGUGAGAGAUCCAAUUAUGCUGUAGAUGUUUUGGAAAAUGGCAGAGGAGAUCCGGGUGCAAAAUAUUUUUCAAAAAUAAAAAACUUUGAGUUUUCUACCGAUGGUCAUUGUGCAAGAAAGCAAAGACGGGGUUGGUGGUAUAAUUACUUUUGUGCCAAGGACGCAUUCAGGAGCGAAUUUUCUUAUUACUUUUAUUUGGCAAUUCGGCCGAUACUUUGCGACAACCAUUAGAGAAAACCAAAAUAUGAGAAAAUUAUUUCUUAGGUGGUAUGAAAGGUAUGGAAUAUUGUACGCAUAUGUCUUUGGUGGAUCGGAUGUCAUGAUACGGAACGAUAAUUUAAAUAAGACGUUACGCUUCAUAAAAAGCUCCCGUAAAGUUUGGUGCUUGUUCAUUUGAUUAUUGAAAUAAAUUGAAUAUACAUUGAGAACUUUUUACUCUAC
Messenger RNA from Anastrepha obliqua, 1292 nucleotides. Its product is annotated as angiopoietin-related protein 3-like. Lineage: Eukaryota; Metazoa; Arthropoda; Insecta; Diptera; Tephritidae. The record is from RefSeq and is a predicted model, not a curated record. The transcript has 6 exons. The coding region runs from base 36 to 1082 and encodes 348 amino acids.